Venustampulla echinocandica is the source of this 1836-nucleotide messenger RNA. Its product is annotated as putative lysine-tRNA ligase. The record is from RefSeq and is a predicted model, not a curated record. Gene Ontology annotation, cellular component: cytoplasm; cytosol. NCBI's taxonomy places the organism in Eukaryota, Fungi, Ascomycota, Leotiomycetes, Helotiales, Pleuroascaceae. Gene Ontology annotation, molecular function: tRNA binding; lysine-tRNA ligase activity; ATP binding. Gene Ontology annotation, biological process: lysyl-tRNA aminoacylation. The coding region runs from base 1 to 1836 and encodes 611 amino acids. The transcript is spliced from 3 exons.
AUGGCGGACGACGCCGGCGCAUCUGCUCCCACGGAGCCCAUGGCCAAUCUACACCUUGACGAAGUCACGGGCGAAAGAGUUUCCAAGUCUGAAUUGAAGAAGCGCCAGAAACAGAGGCAGAAGGAGGAGCAAAAGCGCGAGAAGGAAGCCGCUGCACCUCCCAAGCCUGCCUCGGCCAAGAAGACAAAUGCAGAGGCUGAUGAGAAGGAACUGAGCCCAAAUCAAUAUUUUGAGAUUCGGUCGCGCAGCAUCAACAAGCUGCGGCAAUCCAAGAACCCAAACCCGUAUCCCCACAAGUUCCAUACCAACUAUGAUCUGCGCAAUUUUGUGAAGGACCAUGACUCGUUGAAGUCGGGCGAGGCCAAGAAGGACGUGGAGAUAAGGGUUGGGGGUCGAAUCUACAACAAGCGUGCAUCGGGGAACAAGCUUGUGUUCUACGAUAUCAGGGCUGAGGGAGUCAAGGUCCAGGUUAUGUGCCAGCUUCAGGAAGCCAAGGCCGGUGGUUUGCCAUUCGACCAGCAGCAUGAGCAUCUGCGACGGGGUGAUAUUAUCGGUAUCGUUGGUCACCCGGGGCGAACUGCGCCAAAGAACAAGAUCGAGAAGGGUGAAGAGGGAGAGCUUUCCAUCUUUGCCACCGAGGUCGUUCUCCUUACUCCAUGCCUGCACCAACUUCCGGAUGAGUACUAUGGGCUGAAGGAUCAGGAGCAGAGACAUCGCAAGAGGUAUCUGGAUUUGAUCAUGAAUGAGCCGACCCGAAACGUCUUCUUGACGAGGUCCAAGAUGGUCACCUACAUCCGCAAAUACUUUGACGAUCAGGACUUUGUUGAAGUCGAAACUCCCGUCCUCAGCUCUAUAGCUGGAGGCGCAACUGCAAAGCCAUUUGUGACUCACCACAACGACCUCAACAUGGAUAUGUUUAUGCGCGUGGCCCCUGAGCUGUAUCUCAAGAUGCUCGUCGUGGGUGGCCUGAACCGGGUAUAUGAAAUGGGACGUCAAUUCCGCAAUGAGGGAAUUGAUUUGACUCACAAUCCAGAGUUCACAACGUGCGAGUUCUACAUGGCCUACGCAGACGUCUACGAUAUCAUGGAUAUGACCGAAGAGCUUGUCUCUGGCCUGGUUAAACAUAUAACUGGCGGCACCGUCACCAAGUUUCACACCCAGCACGGCGAGGAGUACGAAGUGAACUGGGCAGCCCCUUGGAAAAGAGUUGAGAUGAUCCCAGCCCUAGAAGAAGCGACGGGCGAGAAGUUCCCCCCUGGGGACGAGCUGCACACGGAAAAGACCAACGAGUUCUUCAAGCGAGUUCUUAAGAAGAUGAACCUCGAAUGCUCGCCGCCUCUUACCAACGCGCGCAUGCUAGACAAGCUUGUAGGUGAAUACCUCGAAGAGACCUGCGUCAACCCGACCUUCAUCACCGGCCACCCUCAAAUGAUGUCCCCGCUCGCCAAGUACCACCGCAGCAGCCCGGGCCUCUGCGAGCGGUUCGAAGCCUUUGUGUGCAAGAAGGAGAUCAUAAACGCCUAUACCGAGUUGAACGACCCGUUUGAUCAACGCUUGCGUUUCGAAGAGCAGGCACGCCAAAAGGACCAAGGUGACGAUGAGGCGCAGAUGAUCGACGAGAACUUCUGCGAAAGUUUAGAAUUCGGUCUACCGCCCACCGCUGGCUGGGGUAUGGGCAUCGACCGCUUGGUUAUGUUCUUGACGGAUAAUUAUAGCAUUAAAGAGGUGUUAGCAUUCCCAUUCAUGAAGGAAGAUACAAGCCGUAAGAAGGAGAAGCUAGCAGCGGAGGAGGUCGGCAUCCAGCCUAUGAGCGAGGAGGGUAUUCCUCAUAAGUAG